This is a messenger RNA of Striga hermonthica, 1245 nucleotides long. Lineage: Eukaryota; Viridiplantae; Streptophyta; Magnoliopsida; Lamiales; Orobanchaceae. The record is from the annotation of a GenBank genome assembly.
AUGGGCAACUGCUGGCCCAAGCCCGUCGAUAAUCUCCCCACCGCUAACCUCACUCGGCCCACUAGCCCAGCCAACGGCCACGGCCGCCGCGGAUCGGCGGCGAUGGAUCAGGGAGGCGGAGAAGGGGCGGUUCCGGCGAGCGGGAAGAUCGUGACGCCGAACCUGAAGAUGUUCACGCUGGCGGAGCUGAGGAGCGCCACCAGGAACUUCCGGCCGGACACGGUGCUCGGUGAGGGGGGAUUCGGCCGGGUUUUCAAGGGGUAUGUCGACGGGAAGACGCUCGCGCCGUCGAAGGUCGGCGUCGGAGUCCCGGUCGCCGUCAAGAAGUCCGAUCCCGACAGCGAACAGGGCCUCAAGGAAUGGCAGGCAGAGGUGAAAUUCUUGGGUAAAUUUAGCCACCCAAAUCUUGUUAAAUUGUUGGGUUACUGUUGGGAGGAAAGACAAUUUCUCCUUGUCUAUGAAUACAUGCAAAAGGGAAGCUUAGAAAGUCAUCUCUUUAGAAAGGGUUCUGGAGAAACAAUACCAUGGGAAAUAAGGAUGAAAAUAGCAAUUGGAGCAGCUCGAGGGCUUGUUUUCCUCCACAACACAGAAAAACAAGUCAUUUACAGAGAUUUUAAGGCCUCCAACAUUUUACUUGACUCAGAGUACAAUGCAAAGCUUUCGGACUUCGGGCUUGCAAAGUCGGGCCCGGACAAUGGCAACUCACAUGUCACAACUAAGGUCGUCGGCACUUAUGGUUACGCUGCCCCUGAGUAUAUGGCUACUGGUCAUUUGUAUGUGAAAAGCGACGUCUACGGUUUUGGAGUUGUGCUUUUAGAGAUAAUAACGGGCCUGCGAGUGCUGGACCUCAGCCGGCCCAGUGGGCAGACCAAUUUGGUGGAUUGGGCCAAGCCUUUCCUGCCUAACAAAAAGAAGCUGAGGAAACUGAUGGACCCCCGGCUUCAGGGUCAGUACCCAUCAAAGGCCGCGUUCGGCAUAGCGGAGCUCAUACUAAAAUGCCUCGAGCCCGACCAGAAACUCCGGCCCGAUAUGGAGGAAAUUUUGUGUGAAUUGGAGAAGAUGAACGAAAUUCACAUGAAGCCCAAGGAGGUUAGGACCCAAGGGAAACAACACCAACAAAAUGGGGACCUCUAUCCCCGGUACCACGGUUGGGCCCACCACACGUACGAAGGAAGCAGUGGUGGUCGGGCCCAUGGGGCCGGCCCUCGGCAUCACAAUAAUGCGAAGGUGGUCCGGACUUAUUGA